This is a messenger RNA of Gopherus flavomarginatus (Mexican gopher tortoise), 978 nucleotides long. Its product is annotated as olfactory receptor 6B1-like. Lineage: Eukaryota; Metazoa; Chordata; Testudines; Testudinidae. Bases 25 to 978 code for a protein of 317 amino acids. Gene Ontology annotation, cellular component: membrane. The transcript has a single exon. Gene Ontology annotation, biological process: G protein-coupled receptor signaling pathway. The record is from RefSeq and is a predicted model, not a curated record. Gene Ontology annotation, molecular function: olfactory receptor activity; G protein-coupled receptor activity.
UUUUAUUGUUCCUAGACUAAACACAUGGCAGACGGAGACUGGAGAAAUCAAACAGCUGUCACAGAAUUCAUCCUCCUAGGAUUUGGGGUUCUCCCUGAACUUAAAAUUCUUCUCUUCCUGAUGUUCCUAGUAAUCUACAUGGCAACCGUGGUUGGAAAGAUCCUCACAGUGGUGCUUGUUCUGACUCAUCAGCAGCUUCACACCCCCAUGUACUUCUUCCUGGGGAACUUGUCCUGCUUGGAGACCUGCUACACAUCAAGCAUCCUGCCCAGGAUGCUGGCCAGUUUCCUGACUGGGGAUAAAACCAUCUCAUUCAGUGGCUGCUUCACACAAUUUUUUAUCUUUAGUUCUCUGGCAUGUACAGAAUACUAUCUCCUAGCAGCGAUAUCUUAUUAUCGGUAUUUAGCGAUAUGUAAACCCCUGCACUAUUCAACUCUUAUGAAUACCAGGUUUUGCCUCCAGUUGGCUGCUGGGUCAUGGUUAAAUGGUUGUUUGGCUACUGUUGUCUUUGUCUUGUUCCUAUCACAGUUAACUUUCUGUGGCCCAAAUGAAAUUGACCAUUUCUAUUGUGAUGCCCUCCCAUUUAUGGAGCUCUCCUGCAGUGACACACACUGGUUAGUAUUGUUCAAUUUCAUUCUAUCUUGUGUAUUCACCAUGCCUCCUUUACUACUAACCCUGAUAUCCUAUGUGUGUAUCAUUGCCAGCAUCCUGAGUAUCCCUUCUACCAUAGGGAGACAAAAGACCUUUUCCACCUGCUCCUCCCAUCUCGUUGUGGUGACAAUUUACUAUGGAACCCUAAUGAUUGUCUAUGUGCUUCCGAAAAGCAAUACAUUAAUCCUGAACAAAGUGCUUUCUCUUUCCUACACAGUAAUGACUCCCCUGGUAAAUCCCCUCAUCUACAGCCUGAGAAACAGAGAAGUUAAGGAUGCUUUGAGCAAAUCAAUCAGUAAAUAUGUGACUUUCACAAAAACAUGCUGA